AUGCAGGCGGGAUUCGAAUCGAUGGCCGAGGAUGAAGAGGACUUGGAUCUUGGAAUCGCGACCGUUAUUCCUCGCGGGCUCCCGUCGCGCAGGCAGGGAGUCCAGUCGGGUCGAAGACGAGCAGUGAGGUUCGAUCCCGCAUCAGGCGGACUGGAGAUGAGUGGAGGGGAGGCAUCCGGAGGUGAUAUUAACGAAGGUGAGAGAAAGGAAGGGUUUGCAGACGGCGAAUCUGGCGCGGGAAGAGAGGGAGGAUGGAGACAGAAGGAACGGAGAGAGAAUGCUCCCCGUUCGCCUCCCCGUUCCGCUGCACGUUCCGCUGCUCAUUCCGCGGAGCGACGUAAAAAAGGGGAGGGGAGCAGAGGAGUGAAGGGCGGUGGGGGGUUGGAGGUGAUUGGGCAAGGCGGGAGGGAAUGGGGACAGCGAGGAGGGGGGUUGCGGCAGCAGGAGGGUGCAGUCAAGCGGCGCGGGAUUCAAGGGCCAGGGAGGCCCUCCGAGGAUACAGCAGGGGACUCAAGUGUCACCUUCCGGGAAGGUGCAGAGCAGGAGAGCGACGAGUCGAAGGAGGAGGAGAAGGAGGUGUUCAAGAUGGCACGGGUGGAGGCGGUGCGACUGCUCAGCUUCAAGCAGUGGUCGGAGGCGCAGCUGCGGCAGAAGCUGACAGCCAACCUGACCCAGCCGGAGCGGGCCCGGGGUUUGGCUAGGAGAGCAGGAGCAAGGCAGCCAUUUGGCAGCAUGCAACUGGAGCAGGCUGAUGCUGCCGUUGAUGCUGCCGUCAACUACAUGAAGCAGCUGGGCUUUGUGAAUGACACGGAGUACGCGGAGGCUUUCGCCCGAGGGAGGUUCAAGCAGCUGGGAUGGGGUCCAGCUCGCCUCAGAAUGGAGCUUAAAAGGCGAGGGGUCAGCGCUAGUGAUGUUAAUGCAGCUGUGGAUUCCGUCUACACUCUGAGCAGUUCAAGUGAGGACGUUUUUUAUAGCAGUGAUGAUGUUGGUGAGGAUUCGGAAGAUAGUGAAUAUGAAGAUGCAAGUCAAGCUGGACUCAGCAAAGAGGCGUGGCUUACAUUAACUGCUAAGGCCUCCAAAGUAAGCUUUGCCACUAUGGCCACCACCGAUCUUACCGUGGAGAAGACGGCCUCCGGCCGCGAGUACAAGGUCAAGGACAUGUCUUUGGCUGAUUUCGGCCGCAUGGAGCUCGAUCUCGCCGAGGUCGAGAUGCCUGGCCUCGUCGCUUGCCGCGAGGAGUUCGGCCCUUCCCAGCCAUUCAAGGGAGCUAAGAUCAGUGGAUCCCUCCACAUGACGGUUCAGACUGCCGUCCUCGUUGAGACCCUCACCGCGCUCGGCGCGGAGGUGAGAUGGUGCUCGUGCAACAUCUUCUCCACCCAGGACCACGCUGCAGCCGUCAUUGCCCGCGAUUCAGCCGCCGUGUUCGCCUGGAAGGGCGAGACCCUGCUGGAGUACUGGUGGUGCACUGAGCGCUGCCUCGACUGGGGCGUCGGCAGCGGCCCCGAUCUGAUCGUUGACGACGGUGGCGACGCCACUCUCCUGAUCCACGAGGGUGUGAAGGCCGAGAUCGAGUUCGAGAAGUCGGGCGCCGUGCCCGACCCCGAGUCGACGACCAACCCCGAGUUCCAGAUCGUGCUGACCAUCAUCCGCGACUCGCUCAAGGAGACGCCGACCAAGUACCGCGACAUGGCGAAGCGCAUCAUGGGUGUGUCGGAGGAGACCACCACCGGCGUCAAGAGGCUGUACCAGAUGCAGAUCAACGGCUCGCUGCUCUUCCCCGCCAUCAACGUCAACGACUCCGUCACCAAGAGCAAGUUCGACAACCUGUAUGGUUGCCGUCACUCUCUGCCCGACGGUCUCAUGAGGGCCACUGACGUCAUGAUUGCUGGCAAGACCGCUCUCGUGUGCGGAUACGGUGAUGUCGGCAAGGGCUGCGCCGCUGCUCUCAAGGCCGCUGGUGCCCGCGUUACAGUCACGGAGGUCGACCCCAUCUGCGCUCUCCAGGCGGCUAUGGAGGGUUUCGCCGUGAACACCCUGGCGAAUGUGGUUGGCGACACUGACAUCUUCGUUACCACCACUGGUAACAAGGACAUCAUCAUGGUCGAUGACAUGGUGAAGAUGAAGAACAACGCCAUUGUGUGCAACAUCGGUCACUUCGACAAUGAAAUCGACAUGGCCGGCCUGGAGAGCUACCCUGGCGCCAAGAAGGUGACCGUUAAGCCCCAGACGGACCGCUGGGUGUUCCCUGAGACCAACCGUGGCAUCAUCAUUCUGGCUGAGGGCCGCCUGAUGAACCUGGGAUGCGCCACUGGACACCCCAGCUUCGUGAUGUCGUGCUCGUUCACGAACCAGGUGAUUGCCCAGAUUGAGCUGUGGAAGGAGAAGGACUCGGGCAAGUACAAGAAGGAGGUGUAUGUCCUGCCCAAGCACCUGGAUGAGAAGGUGGCUGCCCUGCACUUGCCCAAGCUGGGGGCUGUGAUGACCAAGCUGAGCCCUGCUCAGGCUGAGUACAUCAAUGUUCCUGUGGAGGGCCCUUACAAGCCUGCCCACUACAGGUACUAG
This is a messenger RNA of Closterium sp. Naga37s-1, 2562 nucleotides long. NCBI's taxonomy places the organism in Eukaryota, Viridiplantae, Streptophyta, Zygnematophyceae, Desmidiales, Closteriaceae. The record is from the annotation of a GenBank genome assembly.